AUGCACAUGACCCGAAUCACUCGGAACAUGUUCACCACAACGCAAACCCAAGGCGAACCAUUGCGCAGCUUUAUGGAAAGGUUCAAACAAGCAGCUCGCGACACUGGCGACAUGCCCGAUAGCGUCCCGCUGGAAGCACUCCGCAACGGCCUCUGGUACGACUCCAAGUUUAAGGAGGAUUUGUCACUAAAACCCCCUGCGACUCUGGAGGACGCGUUCCACCGCUCUCGGAACUACAUCUUCCUCGAGGAAGACCAGCGCUUCUACGCCGAGAAGCAUGGAGAUAGGAGGGCAACCUCGUCGAAACCCAGAGAGAACCCAUGGAGGCGCGAAGAAGACACGAUCCGAAGAGGUCUCUCCUCGCAGCGUUCGCAGCAGCCGACGAUGAUCCGAGCAAGAACACGCAGCGGCCGUUUCGAUGCCACAAGACAUCAACUCGCUCGGAGAUGA
Messenger RNA from Microthlaspi erraticum, 450 nucleotides. Lineage: Eukaryota; Viridiplantae; Streptophyta; Magnoliopsida; Brassicales; Brassicaceae. The record is from the annotation of a GenBank genome assembly.